UCUCGCUCUCUCGCUCUCUCUCCUCCCUCCAUCUCCUCUCCUCUUCUCUUCUCCUCCUCCUCGCAGACGGACGGCUCCAGCCUCGGCUGUCAUCAGCAUCCUCGGAGGAAGACGGACGGACGGACGGGGAGCCCCCUGACCCUAACCCUGCCAGGUCGCCAUGGCAACGGUCAUCUGCACCCGUUUCACUGAAGAGUAUCAGCUGUACGAGGAGCUCGGAAAGGGAGCGUUUUCUGUGGUGCGCCGCUGCAUGAAGGUGCUGUCCGGUCAGGAGUACGCCGCCAAGAUCAUCAACACCAAGAAGCUGUCUGCCAGAGAUCAUCAGAAGUUGGACCGCGAAGCCCGAAUCUGUCGCUUACUCAAACACCCCAACAUUGGUGAGUACUACUACUACAACUACUGUCUUUAA
Thalassophryne amazonica is the source of this 409-nucleotide messenger RNA. Its product is annotated as calcium/calmodulin-dependent protein kinase type II subunit alpha-like. Gene Ontology annotation, molecular function: ATP binding; calmodulin binding; calcium/calmodulin-dependent protein kinase activity. NCBI's taxonomy places the organism in Eukaryota, Metazoa, Chordata, Actinopteri, Batrachoidiformes, Batrachoididae. The record is from RefSeq and is a predicted model, not a curated record. The transcript has 3 exons. Gene Ontology annotation, biological process: protein phosphorylation. The coding region runs from base 161 to 409 and encodes 82 amino acids. Gene Ontology annotation, cellular component: neuron projection; cytoplasm.